Messenger RNA from Penicillium coprophilum, 1323 nucleotides. RefSeq names its product TBC domain-containing protein. Gene Ontology annotation, molecular function: GTPase activator activity. Lineage: Eukaryota; Fungi; Ascomycota; Eurotiomycetes; Eurotiales; Aspergillaceae. The record is from RefSeq and is a predicted model, not a curated record. Gene Ontology annotation, cellular component: mitotic spindle pole body. Bases 1 to 1323 code for a protein of 440 amino acids. Gene Ontology annotation, biological process: negative regulation of septation initiation signaling; activation of GTPase activity. The transcript has 3 exons.
AUGGCCAAACCUCAGCCCUUCUGGGCUCUCGGUGGGCCGGGCCCCGAUGCGCCCGCAUCGCCGCGAACCAUGCGAACCCUCCGAAAGAUACAAUCCCACCAAGUGCUGUCAACCUCUAGCGCGCUCAUUGCCCAGACCCAGGCCUCUGACAAAGCUGACUCUCGCGAAGCUGGCCUUGGAUCUGCAACUCCUGGCGCCACAACUCGAGCACGCGCACAUCGCCGAGCUCGAUCAAAUAGCGACGCGGCUUCUCGUGAAGCUGCAGCAACACCACCUACGUCUCAUAGACGACCCGCGCGGAAAACAGGGUCUGGAAUUGGGGUCAAGCGCUCGCUUCUGGAGAGCUUUUUGCGCGACGGACCGCAAACUUCAAAUCCUCAGGAGGGACUGAAAGAGCUUAAAUACCUCGUUCUAUCCAGCAGAGUGGACGCUGAUGGCGAUGGCAUGUCGCCAUACCGAAUCUAUCUCUGGUUGGUCCUCCUCGACGUUCCUCCUAUGCCCACCGAUGACUACCUUGCUCUUAUCCACCGCGGUCGUUCUCCCGCCUACGCCAAAAUUCGCAAUGAUACCUUCCGCACAUUAGCCACAGACCCUCUAUUUAAACGCCGAGUCACAGAAGCAAGCUUGAUUCGACUCCUCAAUGCCGUGGCAUGGAAACUCCACGAUUCCAGACCAAAACCCCGGUCUCGACCCUCGUCAUCCCGGCGCCGUGAGAUGGAGUUUAAUGCGCCACCCAGCAUUGCAGAGGAGUCCCCCUUUGGUGGGGAGCUUGAGAAGGUUCCCAAUAGCGAUACAAGUGAUUCGGCUAUGUACGUCCAAGGCAUGAAUGUCUUGUGUGCGCCAUUCCUCUAUGCUGCCCGUAGCGAGGUGGAAGCCUUCGCUCUGUUUCAUUACUUUGUCACACGUGAGUGUCCAGGGUAUAUCCGUGGUGCUAUGGAUGGAGUCCACAAGGGUCUUCGUUUGGUUGAUCGAUGCCUUGAGAUCGUGGAGCCCAAGCUUGCCACGUAUCUAUUCUCUAAGGGCAUGCAUGCCGAGCUGUACGCAUUCCCAUCAGUGUUAACUUUGUGCGCUUGUACACCUCCAUUGCCAGAAGUGUUGCAUCUGUGGGAUUUCUUAUUUGCAUAUGGGGCACAUUUGAACAUUUUGUGUAUUGUCGCCCAGCUAAUUCGUAUGCGUGAUUUGAUUUUUGAGAGCCCAAGCCCAAACAAAAUUCUCCGCUCAUUCCCUCCCCUUGACGCAAAGGAGAUCAUUGCUUUGACUGUUCUCCUUGUCCGUAAGAUCCCAGAGGACCUUUACGCAGAGAUGAUUAGCCAUGCAAAAUAG